Molecule: messenger RNA, 2260 nt
Organism: Erythranthe guttata (spotted monkey flower)
Lineage: Eukaryota; Viridiplantae; Streptophyta; Magnoliopsida; Lamiales; Phrymaceae
Source: RefSeq, a predicted model, not a curated record
AUAAUAUGAAGUAUUGCUGUUAAAUUAAUUGAUUAUUAAUGUUAAGUCGACCAGUCGACUUAGGCCGUGUUUGGCUUUUGAAAAGAAUCCGCAAUUUGAGCUACUCCAAUGGGAGGUGAACACGUCGAUCAUUUUCACCCAACCCUAUUUUAUUACAGAAGCAGUUACCAUUUCUUCUCCUAUACGAUACUCACCAAAGACAUGAUUCUCGCCAAAACCCUCGAUAAACACUUUUAAACCGUUCUUCUAUAGAAUUUCUCCAAAAUCUCCGUUUCUUCAAUGGAUUUCUCUCAUGAAGAAGAUUGUUUCUCUUCUUUCAUUCGGUGAUUUUGAAAAUUGGAGUCGGCUUGUUGAAGAAUCUACGCGAUGGAGGCUGCAGCGGGCUCUCGGAUUCUUCCGCAAUUGAAUUUCGAUCAGAAUUCCGCACCGUAAUCCGUGUUGCGCCAUCGGACUAAGCUGUUGUCAUCUUUCUCUAUUAAAUCGGAAGUUUCUUUGCCUGUGAAUUCUGAUACAAGUGAGAUGAAAGAUGGGGGAUUAUCUCUCAAACUUUCAUCACAGCAGAGGCAAACAAAUUGUAGGGAGAACAUUUUCCUCGGCUAGGGUAUGCACGUUUCCUAAGGGAGAUAUCGACUCGUAUUCUCAUACAUCAGAGGAAAAGAUAGGAGUGAUGCUUUUGAAUCUCGGAGGGCCUGAUACUCUAAAUGAUGUUCAGUCUUUCUUGUUCAAUUUGUUCGCAUAUCCUGAUAUCAUUCGCCUUCCGAGGUUUUUCCGGUUCCUUCAGCGUCCUUUGGCACAAUUAAUCUCGGUAUUGCGAGCUCCCAAAGGUAAAGAAGGCUGUGCUCCCAUUGGAGGAGGUUCACCUUUGCGCAAAAUAACAGAUGAGCAGUCUGUGGCUGACUUAAUUGAAAAGGAGUUACAGAUAUUCCCAAACCCAGAAGAGAUCAUGAUACUCUUCAGUACUCAUGGAGUUCCUGUCAGUUAUGUUGAGGAUGCAGGUGAUCCAUAUAAAGACCAGAUGGAAGAUUGCAUUUUCUUAAUAAUGCAAGAACUUAAAUCUAGAGGAAUUGGCAACAAUCAUACUUUGGCUUACCAGAGGCGGGUAGGACCUGUGCAGUGGCUAAAGCCGUACGCCGAUGAAGUUCUUGUUGAGCUUGGCCAACAAGGAGUGAAGUCUCUCUUGGCUGUUCCAGUGAGUUUUGUGAGUGGGCACAUAGAAACUCUUGAAGAUAUCGAUAUGGAGUACAGAGAACUGGCUCUUGAAUCCGGUAUUGUUAAUUGGAGUCGUGUUCCUGCUCUGAACUGUAAGUCGUCAUUCAUUACUGAUCUAGCUGAUGUAGUGAUUGAAGCCCUUCCUUCAGCUAUGGAAAUAACAACCACAGCUGAAGCUGAAAGUGAUAUUUUGCAAUAUGCUAUCAAAAUGUGCGUUGGUUCUAUAUUAGCCUACAUUUUUGCUUUUUUCACCAAGACUUGUCCACAUUCAGGUAUUUCUUUUCAUAGAUACCGCUGAUUUAGCUUUGGAAGUGCGCCCUUUGCUAUUUGAAAUAGGCGCACCUUUUUUUACAUGCUUACCCUCGUUUUCUGAUCGCAAAAAACAUAGCAGGUGUACUGAUCUAUGCUCCCUAUCCAUUUUCUUUUGAUGGGUUUGUAUGAGGCUAAAAAGAGUGUGGUGAAGUAUGAGACAGUAGAACAUGCUGUGAUUAACUAUGUGCAGUUGUUUUUUAGAUUGGAUAGAUAGUAUGAGUGAUUCUUAUACUUAAAAAAUUAUCCUCAUGUUUCGAUUCAAUAGAUUAGAUAGAUAGCAAAGGACGAUCGACUGAUCGAAACCCCGAUAUUGAGGCUUUCAAUUUGUUAUUAUGCUGAACAACUUAUCACCAAAAGUCUAGCCCGCAUUCAGGAAUGAGACUUUUAUGUUGCGAUGAACUCUAGUGUUCCUAUUUUGUAUUAUCUUUUUCUCUGUCUUACCCCUUUCUUGAUAUAGUUGUUUUCAAACUGGAGAGAGAGUGGAUGAUAAUCGUGUAAAGGGACUUUUAUGUUGUGACGAACUGUAGUGGCUCUAUUUGUGUUAUUUUAUUUUAUGGUAAAGGGAUUUUUAUGCUGUGAUGAACUGUAGUGGUUGUGUUAUUUAUUCCUAUGCUUUUCCUCUUUGUUGAGGUAGUUGUUUUUAAGACUAUAGAGAGUAUAGAGGAUAAUCAUGUAAAGGGACUCUUAUGUUGUGAUGGACUUUGGUGGUUCUAUUUGGUGUUCUUUUUCCUUGUGAUUU